UCUGAGAAGACAAGGACGGGAUAUUGGCGUACAAAGACCACUGAAACUCCCAUCUUUCUCCUCCUUCUGCUCCGUUCUUAUCCGAAACCAUUGCGAAAGGUGCAGGAAAAUAAUUCCUGGUGUGGAAAAAAGUACUCAUGUAUCUCCAGCAGCAGUUAAGAAUGUCGAAGCUGUUAUGGAUGAAGGAUCCGGAAAUAGCAUCGCAUCUCCCACUCCCGAAAAAUCAGAUCGGAAGCUGUCCUGUAAAGGAAAGCAACUACAUGAUAAUUCUCAAGAUAUCCUAUCAGAAACUCUAGUUUCUGAAAUAACAUCGAAAUCCAUAGAACUUCCAGAAGGUUUGAAGGCAUUGGCCGACCUUUUUGAUCGAAUGUGCUCAUCUGUUAGAUUGCUUGGUUUAAGGAAGAGGUUGCCAACUUUUCAAAACAUUUGCACUCAAGUGGAGAUAUUGAGUAAAAGGAAGUUCUCGUACGUCCAUCUUGCCCAGAUGAAAUAUGUAUUUCCUGAUGCUAUUCAAAUAGAGAAGGUACUUAUUCAUGAUGAGAAAACUUUAUGCAUGAAACCGGACCUAAAAGUCAGCAUUUUAUUUGAUGUAAUGGGACGCUGACAGUCUAUAUCAAUGGCUUUAUGCCAUGCCUUUCGUGUGAGAUUGUUGGAGCACCUUAACACCAAUCGAGAUGUUGAAAUUCCUGAGGCUGUUCUUCCAGAGCCAUUCAAUAAAAAAAACGAUAUCAAACAGUUGGACUCUCUGCCAGAUAAAUCAUUCAGUGAAUUACCUCAGCAAGUAUCAUUGGAACUUGAUUCCUUCUCAAAUGUCUCUCAUUUCUCUUCAUCAUUUCGUAAGCAUUUUUGUCAGAAGGUAAUUGUCCCAGAAGCUGAACGAACUAAAAUUCUUGCUGAUGAUGAUGUAGUUAAGUCUAGCAAGAACUUUGAUUUAACAGAUGGGAAAGAUAGUAAAACCUCUAUGCCUGCCAUUGUAUCUCAUUCUCAAGCUAUUCAUAUACGAAGUUUUGAUAAGUUUUUGGAUAGGACGCCUGUAAGAGGUGCUUCAACUGUCCAUGACAAUAUUGAUACGCCAAAUACUUGUAUCGCUCCCCAGUCAUGUCAGAAUACCCCAGCGAAUGUUGAUCAGAUUGCAGACGAUGCAAUUUCAGAAACACCUGCUAUGCAAACUCCCAAAAGACCCAUGUCAUCACCCAUUGAAAUCUUGGUCAGUUCAACUGAAAAAUCAGUUAGUGAACCCAAGUCAACCCCUUCAGUUCGUCGCACUUUAAUAUAUUCUCCGCACAAGAUGGAUAAGAGCAUUUCAAAGCUUGAUUUUGACACCAAAGAUCUGACUCAAGUCCAUGAGCAUUCUUCCAAUGACUCCAUGUCUGGUAAAAGAUGCAUCUUUGAACAAGAAACAAAUCUGCUACAGGUCGCCGAUCGGUGGCAACGGGGCGACAGGCCGGUACGGGGUCGGGCGUUGACAAUAACUGGCAAGAGGCGGUGACAAUUGGCAAGUGGCGGGUGACGAUGACAACUGACAAGUAGCAGGCAACGAGGACAACUGGCAAGUGGCAAGUGGCAAAUGGCGACGACAAAUUGGAGGCAUCAUCACUUCACACAAAUCAUUGUAUUU
Phalaenopsis equestris is the source of this 1618-nucleotide messenger RNA. RefSeq names its product CDT1-like protein a, chloroplastic. Gene Ontology annotation, biological process: DNA replication checkpoint signaling; mitotic cell cycle; regulation of DNA-templated DNA replication initiation. NCBI's taxonomy places the organism in Eukaryota, Viridiplantae, Streptophyta, Magnoliopsida, Asparagales, Orchidaceae. Gene Ontology annotation, molecular function: DNA polymerase binding; DNA binding. Gene Ontology annotation, cellular component: nucleus. The record is from RefSeq and is a predicted model, not a curated record.